GUCCGUUUCGCGACAUCGACAUUCGACGAAAUUCACACCCAGCGACACCUCUCGAUCUCCACCUCCUCCCCGUCCUCACGCCGCAAUGUCGAACAAGACCAAGGAACAGAAGCCCGCCAAGGGCGGCCGUUCCGCCAUCGAUGAUGUCGUCGCGCGUGAAUACACCAUCCACCUCCACAAGAGGGUUCACGGUGUCAGCUUCAAGAAGAGAGCUCCUCGUGCCAUCAAGGAGAUCCGCUUCUUCGCUGAGAAGGCUAUGGGCACAUCCGACGUCCGCCUCGACCCUCAAUUGAACAAGAAGGUCUGGGAGUCCGGCAUCAAGGGCGUUCCUUUCCGCCUCCGUGUCCGCAUCAGCCGUAAGCGUAACGACGAGGAGGGUGCCAAGGAGAAGCUUUACUCCUACGUGCAGGCUGUAAACGUCAAGAACCCCAAGGGUCUUCAGACUACCGUCGUUGACGAGGCCGCCACCGCUUAAAUUUCCACUCUGAACAAGAAAGGCAAAACGCAAAGGCUUGGUUGAAAGCCAAUAAAUGGUGGACAGCCCAGUAUUGGAACAGUGCAGAGGCACGCAAUAAGGCGUUACACGGCGGCGGGAAUACUCUCUAGCAACGAUACCACAGAGUGGUGCGCGCAUGAUCGCGCGGCUGGGGCGUGUAGCGGUUUUUAGCGUUACGAUUGAAAGUACGUCUUCAUGACUGUCGAAUUGAGAAAGCUCACUGUCCAUCACUGUCGGUCCUUCGUUCCCGGAUCCAGCCUUUAAUUUUCAAAGGUCAUGCUCAUGGCCAAGAUCAUCUAUCGUAGAAGCUUCACUUCCCCGUCUUAGCCCUGGCUCUGCUUCGUAUCCAUCUCUGAAAGGAGUUCCCUUUUGGCCCUACGCGUUUGCACAGACCGUUGGAGUAGAAUACCAACAUAGAAUGCCUCAAAUUUGGUCCUCCAUACAUCACUGACCAAGGAUACGCCAAUCAGCAUGACCAUGUUCGCAAGAGGUUGCAGCAAUGCUCACAAAGC
Messenger RNA from Sphaerulina musiva SO2202, 1008 nucleotides. Its product is annotated as Ribosomal_L31e-domain-containing protein. The coding region runs from base 86 to 475 and encodes 129 amino acids. Gene Ontology annotation, cellular component: ribosome; cytosolic large ribosomal subunit. Gene Ontology annotation, molecular function: structural constituent of ribosome. The transcript has 3 exons. Gene Ontology annotation, biological process: cytoplasmic translation. The record is from RefSeq and is a predicted model, not a curated record. Lineage: Eukaryota; Fungi; Ascomycota; Dothideomycetes; Mycosphaerellales; Mycosphaerellaceae.